Coregonus clupeaformis (lake whitefish) is the source of this 3551-nucleotide messenger RNA. RefSeq names its product polyhomeotic-like protein 1. The transcript has 15 exons. Gene Ontology annotation, cellular component: PRC1 complex; nucleus. The record is from RefSeq and is a predicted model, not a curated record. The coding region runs from base 181 to 2658 and encodes 825 amino acids. Gene Ontology annotation, molecular function: protein binding; zinc ion binding. Lineage: Eukaryota; Metazoa; Chordata; Actinopteri; Salmoniformes; Salmonidae.
GUAAAGAGUGAGAGGGGGGCGGGAUUUCUCUCAUCUGCCUAACCGUUGUUUGAUUCACACAAAAAUCUGAAAAACAUCACCAAAGAUUCCUUCCUAAUGCAAAUGCGUAAAACGUUUACGGAUAAAAGCUGAAUUGUAUAUUAAAAAGGUAAAAAUAAAGGUCCAGGAGAUCGAGAGAGCAUGGAUGCAGGUGAUGACCAGAACACGGGCUCUACCAAUGGGAAUGCUCCUUCUGCUGGGAACUCCCGCCCUCCCCAGAUAGCCCACAUGUCUCUGUAUGAGAGGCAAGCUGUGCAGGCCCUUCAGGCGCUGCAGAGACAGCCGAACGCAGCCCAGUACUUCCAGCAGCUCAUGCUGCAGCAGCAAAUCAACAGUGCCCAGCAGCUUCACAACCUGGCUGCCGUGCAACAGGCCACCCUUGCUGCUAGUCGCCAGUCCAACUCUCCCAACCACAAUGUGUCCCAAGCAACCACCACUGUCAAUCUGAGCACCACGUCUGGGGGAGGGACCAUGACCAAUCCCCGCCCCCUCGGCCCUGCCACAUCAGUGACAUCAUCAGCUCUCAGCCAAUCAGUGCUGCUGGGUGGGAACUCAGCAGGACAGGGCCAGAUGUACCUGAGAGUCAACCGCUCCCUCAGGGCACCCCUCGCAGCCUCCCAGCUCAUCUUCAUGCCUGGUGGCACAGCAACGGCUGCUGUAGCGACAGUUGCACAGCAACAGCCACAGCAACAACAGCAGCAACAGGAAGUCCCUCCCACCUCCAAUGCCCAAUCAGACAAUGACCAGGUGCAGAACCUGGCUCUCCACUGUAUCUCCACUCCCAGAGUGGCCGCGGUGAAGACUGAGUUUCCUGACAGGAAAGACGCAGCCAACUAUUCUCUUAGUCAACUACAACAACAGCAUCCUCAGCAGCAACAGCAGCAGUUCUCUCAGAACACCCAGCAGCAGCAGCAGAUACAACCCCAACAGCAACAAAUGGCCACCAAACUGACUAACUACACUCAUCCCACUGCCACCGGUCUCCCCAGUAUGAAUGUCAAGACUGGAAACCAGUUGCAUAUGGCCCCAACCGCUGUCGCCUCAGUUCCCACCUCCUCCCCCUCUCCCACGCUCCCUCUCUCCCAGCUCCUCCUCUCCCCUUCAGGGCUUUGUCAGGCCCGGGCGGUAACCACGGUUACCCCUGCUGCCACGGUGACGCACAUCCUAGUCCCCACCUCCAACGUUCCUACCUCCUCUCAGGGCUACCCCAUAGGUUCAGUUGCCCCUAAAACUAACGUCAACACCCAGACCUUGGUGGUGCAGCCACUGCAGCAGUCCAACACUAACAUGGACAAGGUGAGCCACAGCUCUGGCCCUGUACACAUACAGCCCAAAACCUCACAGGGUCACCGCUUACCUGUCCAGUUGCCCCCACGCCACCCUCCACCUAUCCUCCCGGCUCCAUCCAACAACUCCCAGCCCAACACAGGGGGCCACCACCCGCCCCAUGUCCCAGUCCAGCUGGUGGGAGCCAGGCAGGGCUCAGUAGGAAAUUCACAGGCUUUGGCCCAGGCCCGAAGCUGCUGCCCCCAGGACAACGGCACCGCUACAGCCUCUACUGGAGGGAACACCAUGGCAAAGCCUGCAAUUGGCUCAUUGAAGAGGAAGUCGGAAACUGAUGGAACCAAUGCGAUGGCAGUCGAACCUUCCCAACUUUGCUGUCCACCAAUGAGAGAUUCUGCCCCUCCUCUAUCUCCCACCCCCACGUUGGACUCAGCUCCUAAAGCGGUGCCAGCCUUCUCCUCUCCCCCCACCCUGUCUCUGCCUCUGCCCCUGUCUCGGGGGGUGGGGGGUCAGGGAGACAGAGCCCCUCUGCCCCAGGCGGUGGUCAAACCUCAGGUCCUCACCCACCUCAUAGAGGGCUUUGUCAUCCAGGAGGGAGCUGAGCCUUUCCCUGUGACUGGGCCAGUGAAGGAGCCUCUAGCCAUGGGUGUUCAACAGGCUGACAAUGGAGGCCCUGCAGUGUUGAAGUGCGAGUACUGUGAGAGCUUUGCUCCAGCCAGCCAGUUUAGGGGCUCCAAGAGGUUCUGCUCCAAGACCUGCGCUAAGAGAUACAAUGUGAGCUGCAGUCACCACUUCCAGGUCAGUAGGGGGCGAGCUUCUGCACGGCCGCCUGGUCCUCCCGUUCCCCCAGACAGCAUCGUCAGACGCAGGGGUCCUCGCAGGAGUAGCUCAGAGAUCGCCUGCGCUAAAAUAGCCGGCAGACAUUUGCCUGUCAAGGAGUGUCGUUCUGAGUCCAGUCGCUCGGAGGAUGUGUCCAGCUGUGACGGAGAGGAGGAGGAGGAAGAAGAUUCCCCAUCACUCUCCCCUAGCUCCUCCCUCUCCUGCCCUAGGCCCGCCCACUGCGAUCCCCAUUUGGACGACUCGGCUCAAGGCAGCCUCCCAUUGGACGAGGCCAACUUCCUGUCUGGGAGCCCUGCCCAUUGGGGUGUGGAGGAGGUCUGCAGGUUCAUCUCUUCACUACAAGGUUGUGAGGAGCUGGCAGCCCAGUUCUUAUCCCAGGAGAUUGACGGACAGGCCCUGUUGCUACUCAGAGAAGAACACCUAAUCUCUACCAUGAACAUCAAACUAGGACCCGCCCUCAAGAUCUGUGCCUCCAUCAACAGCCUACGAGACUGACAGGGGAAGGAAGGAGGGAGGAGGAAGAGAGGGGUUGAAAUGAACUUCAAACUGGGACCCACACUAAAGACUUGUAUUAGUGACAUUCAAGCCUGAGACCAAGACUGAAAGCGAGAGGAAAAUGGGGGUUAAUUUUGAUCAUGAACAUCAAUCAUUUUAGAGACUAGAUGAAUAGAAGGGGGUUGAAUAUAAGUAAGGAAGAGAAGGGGGUUGAUUAUAGUAAGAGGAAGAGGAGGGGGUUGAUUAUAGUAAGAGGAAGAGGAGGGGAAAUCAUUAGGAUAUGCUUUGACUUUCCUGGACAUUGAAUGUGCAAAAACAUCUGUUGUUAGUUAUGAGUGAGUGGUGAGCAUGGGCAUCUGAUAGUCUGUCUUUAGAGUGUUCAUGUUUGUGUGGGUGAGUUGAUGUAUGUAUGUGUGUGUCUGUUAGUAGAAACAUAUACUCACGUGAGACUGCAAACGUGGUCACCUACAGUAACCAUGGCUGGCUAGCUAGCUAGGACAGUUCAAGUUGCCUUUUUCUACAUUUCAGCGGUGCUAUAACCAUAGUGUUAUUAUUGAAAAUGGUCCAUUUCACUUUCUUAUUUUUACAAAGUAGAUUUGUAAUGUUAAUGUAGAUGUCAGUCCAGCCAGGCUCUAAUCACCUGUAUGAAAGGAUAUUAAAGAGCUUGAACAAGUUGUUUUUUUAAUUUCACCAGAUAGGACUCGGUUUUAUAGCUUUGAUCUUUUGUACUAUAAUCAAAGUUAUUAUUUUGGUGUGGGAGGAAGUUUUUCAUGGAGAGGAUGUAGUGAGUAUUAGUAACUGACUGAACUACCUGAAUAUGGGUAUUUGUCCUGAGAGGGGAGAUACUCUGGUGUAUGCUGUACUACCAAUAAACACCUGUUACUGGAACAAUG